AUGAUCGUCUGGAACAAAAACCGCAGAGAUCCAAAUCCACAGAGUGACCAUCUGAAUCUCAUACUGGGAGAAGGAGAGAGCUCAAGCCCAGUGCCAGCCAGAAGAGGACCUUGUCUCCGAGGAAAGAGAGUCCACAGAGUUCUGCCGAGCUGUCAGCAUGCAUUACAGGGGAGACUGGAACUGAGCCAACGGCAGUUGCUACUUUUGCAUGAAGAUAUGCUCACAGCACCUGUGCCUGAAAUAGUAAACCAAAUUUGGGUGGUGAUGUCGAUACCAUUUUUUAAAUCUGGGAGGCUCAAUAUCUAUAUUGAAAAAUGUGGAGCAAAGAUGGAGGCUCCACAAAGAGUGAUUCCUGUGAUUCUUCAAAACUGCCUUUCCUAUUCACUCCCGGCUAGACUUGCUCCGGCCUGGAACAGAACAGGCCAUCUCUUGGUACAAGGAAGAGAUUUUCUUUCACAUACGGGAAAGCAAAGUGCUGUUGUAUUAGACAUCAACGUAACAGAAACACAAGUUUGUCUAAGUAUAGAAGUCUAUACAAUAAGAUUGCCGCCACCUGAGCUAAAGGACUUUGAUAUUUCUCAGCACAUUAUAGAGGAUUUUCAUACCAACCAGAGUGCUGUCAUUGAGAGACAUUCCAUUUUAAACAACUGGUGCUACGUUUUGCCAAGUAUGAAGAUGGGGCAGAUAAUAAAUGUUCUUCAUACUGCACCGCCUGACUGCCCCUUUCAUUCCUUUGAAGAUUUCCGGAGGCACUGGGAUGACCUGUAUGGCUACAAACUUCCAGAGGAUGGUGGAGGAGAGAUGAGAACAUACUGCAGCGUCUACUUCAGAAUGAUCAACGAAAGGACCUUCACGUACCCUCUUACCUGCAUCAGAAGUCAGCCCAUUCAGUUCUUCCCGAGGGUAGAUCUGGACGGUGUGCUGAAAAGCUUUCUUUCAGACUUGAAGUCUAAACUGCCGCAUUUAUGUGGAUUUCCCAUCAAGAUGACAAAUAAGCCAUGCUACUACACGCAGGGGCUGAGCAGACCUCAGGUGCAGGAAAACAAAGUCAAACCACCCAACCUGACAACUAAGAGACUCUUGAGAGCCUCUCUAACUCAAGCCACGCUGACGGCGUCGCGGGCGCCGCGCUUCCUCGCACCGUCAGCCGGCCGCGCGGCGGAGCCCGCGGUCGGCCAGCAGAGGGCGGCCGUGUUCCCGGCGGGGCGCCCGCAGCCCGCGCCUCUUGCUGGCGGAAGGCUCUCCCGGCCACCUUUGGAGCAGGCAGGGUUCAGCAGAGAAGAUACACGGGCUCAAGGCGAGCAUCUCUGCGCACAAGCCAGCAGAGCCCCAGCGUUCGUACCGGUUUUCAAAAAGAAAUCCGAGCAAGUGAACAAAGCCGGCUCAGCACUUGGCGCCGUGAAAAGAAAGCAGAACGCCGUUACAGAAUCUACCCGGUCGGCACGGGACCCCAGUGUAACCCAGGGAGGCAAGCCGAGUUCAGGCACAGCCGCCCGGAAAAAGCCGAACAGUCACAGUCACACCCACGGCGGACACCAGCCGCGCUCCGGACCCCCGCAGGGGCAGUUGUGUGGGCGGAGGACGGGGCCACCCUCUUCCUCCGAGAGGCGCGCGGUGUCCGCCAGCGUGACGCAGGUGUCGAGUAGCAGUGUAAGAAAUGCCGUGGACAGCCACACCCCGGGAAAAGACAGCUUAACAAGCAGGCUCAUAACACAGAUUCUGGGGAAAAGCCACGAGUCACUAAAACUCAAAAGCCAGCCACACAUUUUUGAAUCAGAAGCUGAAGAGUGGCAACUCCAGCAGCAACACUUAGCAAAUGAAAUUACCGACGCUGGUGCGGCUGAACGCGGCCUAACAGAGCGCAAGGCAGCCCACAGCCGCAGACAGAAGCUGCGUCCCGAGUCUUCAAAGGCUUACACAAGGCAUCGCCCUGAUGCACACAAGAGGCAACCUCGUUCUUCUGAGAGCCAGGUAUCUAAUACAACAAAACCUGAGGAUUCUCUCAUCGUUCCUGAGGCCCGCUACAGUGUGGAACAGAGUGGCCGCCUGGUAACUGCAGCGCUACACACUUCUUUUCCUGGUUCCUUAGAGAUACCCAAGCUUAAAUUAGCAAGGACAUUGGGACCGCACAUCCUGUGAAUAAGCAACUGGUUGUACUGUGCACACACAAAGGACCCCUCAGGCUCCUUUUCAGUUCUGGGCUCUCAGAGCCUAGGGAGCCAGCGCUGCACCGCAGCCACAGCAGCUGCCAGGGUGUGCAAACCUGAAAUCCUACUGUCGUUUGGGCAUGAUCCCAACGGCAGACCUUGCAUGGAGCCCCGGAGAUAACCAGUAAGUUAAAGUCCACUCCUGAAAUGCCAUGGUGCCAGCCACCCGUAAGCUUGAGACUUGUUUCUCGCUCUGGGUCGCUGGCACCGAGUUCACAAAAAGUUACAUCUGGAAAUAACAUUUUAUUCCUUGUUGCCAUCUGUUCUAUUCUAAGAACAAACACAUUACUAAAACAUCCACAAGUAUUCUUCACAUAAAGCUAUUGGCAUACGUUCAGAUUCUUUAAGAAUCAAGUAGAAAACGGUUUUUUUUUCUUUUUCAAAUGCUAUUUCUAUAACUAAUAGAAUUUUCAACCUGAUUUGAAUUAACUAAAAGAUAUGUCAUUUUCUUCUUCUAUAUGUUGUGAUGUGAUAUUUUAUGUGGUUUUAAACAUCUUCAUGUUAAUGCUGUCAUGUGGCUGAGGAAAAUAUUGUUUGUGUCUUAGAAAUGGCAAUUUGCAUUUGUUAGGGAUGAGAGAAAUGUGUCGUAGGUUCCAUGCUGUCAUAGAGGGAUGCCACUUUCUCUUCUUGAAUUACUUAGUGCCCAACACGAUGUUAAUAGGAAAUCACCCUAUUGGGAAGAACAUGAGAAAAUUGUGGUUUCUGUGGUGAUCUGUGCACUUCUGCCCAGUGAUAAAAUUAACAGACAUUUCUGUGAAUGGAGUAGUUCAGUAAGCAAGUUAAAGAACGCGGGCUGGAGAGCUAUCUCAGCAGGUAAGAGCGCGCUGCUCUUCCAGAAGAGGGGGCUCAGGCAGGACCAACACUGUAGUUCACACUUACAUGUAACUCCGGUUCCAGAGGCUCUACUGCUCCCCUCUGUGGGCUUCAGGCUUGCACGUGGUACACUGUCAUACAUGCAGGCAAGACACCCACGCACACCAAGUAGUAAGUUUCUACAACGUAAAACCACCCACAGUUGCUGUUUGCAGGAGCGCUCGCUCAGAACCCGAGGAUGCUCUCCCAGACACUGCCUGUGAGCACGAAGGCUGUGUGUGCUGCUCUGUGGUCUCUUCUCAACUCUACCGUCGUCUCCUUAGUAUUUGCGCCGUAUUUCAUUGAUGUGGGCCCAUCACGUUUAACUUCUCUUCCUAUUGGGACUUAACUUUUUACACCCUUUCAGUAUUAUAAGUUAUGUAAAUUGUUCUAUACAAAAUCUGGUACCAAAUUUUCUUACAUAGUACAUUGUUUUUAAUUACAGAGUCUCAUUCUGUAGCCCCAGCUAGCCUGGAACUUGCUAUGUAGACAAGGCUGGCCUCAAAUUCACAGAGAUCCACCUGCCUCUGCUGCCCAAGUGCUGGCACCAAAGGCAUGUGCCACCCUACCCAGUGCAAUACUCAGUGUAUUGAUAGUUUAAAAUACUUUUAUUUUGCCCUUACUGUUUUUAUUACUGAUAUUAGUUUGAAGUGACUCUGUUUUAUUGUCAGAGCUUGGGGGCUUCACAGACACAGUAGUAUAAAGACAACAGGCAGCAGUGUGAAGAAGCUAGGUGCCUAUCACCCCCGUUUCCUGCCUGUUGACAUUUGACACUGUCUCCUCUGCCCUUUAGGUGCUUUUUACUGCAACAUUUUAAGGCAAAUUCAAAUAUUCUUACAGUUCCAUUCAUAAACACCUCAGAAUACAACUCUAGCUAAGGUAUAGUGUACUUUUUAAAGAAAAUACUUUGUAGGAGCAUUUACACUGUGCGUUUUGAGAGGAUCCCCUGUGUUCAUCUCCAAACCAACCAUGCUGUAGUUAUGCGAGGAAAGGGUCUAUGCUCUAUAGUCUCUGCUUAUUCAUAAUUCUGGGCACACUGUCCCAGUGCUUAUUUAGGGGGUUGGUGGUGUGCUGUAUUGCCACUAAAUUUUAUUUUUGUUUUUGUGUGACGCAUGGGAACCCCCAGAGACAUGAGGUCAUUUAUACUACAGAUUUGGAGUUUUAUUGAGGUGGCAGUUUCUGUGCCCAGCUUGACUCAUUAGUCCUGCUGUGUGCCAGGCAGUGGCCAUGCUGUGUCCACUCCUAGAAUGGGAGGACUUGCCCCAAAGGCUGAGUAUAGUCUCUAGCCAACUCACGUGUGCCUGUGGCUCAGGCUUAGCACUAUGUAUGUGAUGAAGCAAGUGUCCAGAAUUGCCUGCUUGUCCUCUACAGAUGGUUAGAGAUGGGGAGGAAAAGCACAAAUGGUGCUCCUCUCCUAAGGAAAAUUUUCAUCACGUCAAAUAUUUUAGGCUUUAACUGGAUUUGAUAACAUAUAAUCAGCAUACAUUUUAAAAGUCAAAACUCUUCAUUGAAAAUUCUACUACAAUAAUCCUUCAUUAUGUACAUAAAACUGACAAAAAACAAAAAACAAAAACAAAAACAAGUUUAAGUUGCACUGUGCUUGUUAAAUAUGGAUGCUGUGGAAUUCUGUCUCCUGAAGUUAUACCCCGAAGUUGGUUUGCUCUAUGCUUUCACUAUGAGCACUUCUGCGUCCAGAAAUCCCUGAGAAAGACAAUCAUGUUCACAGGAAGAGUGUACAUUAACUCCUUUCUCAUGCAGUCCAUGUAGUGGGUAGCCAGCAGGCCACGGUAAAGACCUGAAUGUUCAUGUGUGGUCAGCAGAGUCAUCCAGACAUGCCAUUCUUGAACUGGCCUUCCCUAGAUGCUUCCUGGGGCUGCUCCCUCACUCUCCCAUAGGCUGGGAAGACACCAUAUCACUAAGCAAAGUAGUUAAAACGUCAGUCUACUGCUGAAGCAAUGGAGAGUGUUUCCCAGCUCUUUAAAGAAUCUUGAUAAUCCCCUAUUAGCUGAGCUACGCAGACCUACAGCAUAAUAUUUCUUAUUUUUCCUUUUAGGCAAGGCAUCAUAUAGCCCAUGUUGGCCUCGAAUUCACUAUGUAGCCUAGAAUGACCUUGAACUGCUAAUCUUCCUACCUCGGCUCCCAGAGUGCUAGAUUAUAGCUCAGUUCACAUCCUGGAAAUUGAAUCCAGGGCUUUGCACAUAUGAGGCAAGCCCUGAGCUGUAUCAACUGAGCUGUAUCCCAUUUUAGAUUUCAUUUUAGAUAAAUGGUCACAUACAUGCAAGGCUUGUUAUGCUAAAAUGAAUCUAUAUGAGUUUGUUUCCUUGUGUAAAUAUACAUAUGUGAUCUCCAUGCACAUACAUAUGUGAUCUCCAUACAUAUACAAAAAUGCACUCUAUACACACCAAAUUUCUGUACUCAAAAUUCAACAGAAAAAUCAAUGAAGAUCCUGGUUCACAUUAAAACUUUAGUUAUUGGGGCUGGAGCCAACUCAGCAGUUAAGAGCACUUGCCGCUCUUGUCAAGGAUGCAAGUUUAUUUCCAGCACCAUAUAGCUGCUCACAAUCAUCUAUAACUCAGAUUCCAAUCGGAUCUGGGAUACAAUACCCUCUUCAGGCCUCUCAGGCACCAGGCACAUACAUGAUACACAUGCAUACACGAAGGCAAAAUUCACAGCAUAGAAUAUUUUUAAAAGACUUCAAUUUCUGAAAACCAAAAUAACUGCACAGCCAAUUAGAAAAAAACAAAUUUUUCUCUUUUAGGUUUGGAUGCUUUGUUUGCAGUACGGACCCCUUCCAAAAAUUCAUUCCUUGCUUUUCAAUUCUGCAUUACAACUUUAACCAUAAAUAAUUUAUGUUUGCCUAUAUCCAGAGGCUUAGAAAUCAACCACCACACCAAAACAAACUUAUGGAAAUAGGCCAAAAUUAAUGCCAAGAAUCAUAUUUAUAGUUAUGUAAAAAUGUUCCUCAUGUACAUUGGUGCUUACUAUAUUUGUAUGUGGUUUUAUAUUUUAUUAUAUGUUACAAUUAUUUUAUUUGUGUUUAUUACUCACUGUAGCAAACAAAAUCUUGAGAAUCUCAGUGAUUGGUUUUAUUUGACAAAUUUACCAACCAAUUUGCACUCUCUGUUUUCAAGUUGCAGAUUAUCUGUUUUUAUGCUGUGCCUGCUAAUAUAUAUUUGUAGGUUGUUAUGAAUAAUCAGCAUAAGGACUUAAAGAUUCAUGACCCUUAUGUGUUGAUGCUCGGAAUGUUCCUGCUGAAUAUUAUUUCAGAUGACAAGCAGUAAAGACAUUUCAAAUCCAUGUGCUUUUCAUAUGUCAGAGUGACGGUAUAGAGAAGGAGAAGAGCUUAGGUAUCCUGCAAACUCCUUUCCCACUGCAGCUUAUUUCCUCAUGAGCACCUGCUGCUAUGGAAACCAGCGUAGGUCCUUAGUACAUCAUGCGAUAGAACUGUGAUAACCCUUGCACCUGAGGUAAGAGAACUGACGACUUUCUAAAACCUGCUCACUCCAGUGCAGCCAAGCAAGUGGCAGGAUCAGGCUAAAGUACCAGGUAUCAGCCUCAAGAAAGUAAGUUCACCCCCCUGAGCUGAAUGCACCUAGACAUUGCUCUGAUGUGUAUGACAAAGACCAGUCACUCUGCACACUGAAUUCCAGCACCUGCGCAGCAGCAGCUUCCCUGGGCUUUCCUUGUUCUCCUCUCACAGUAUGCACAUAUCUAAGAGGGCUUGUUAGAAGAUGUUUUAAGUUAAUUACAUGUACAUGUGAGGAUAUGUGUGUGUAAACCAAAGUGUCGGCAGGGCCCUAGGAUCUGCUGGAGCUGGAGCUGGAGCUGAGAGCUGCCAGUGGGAGCCACAUUUGGCCAGCCCUCUGCAAGACCAGAACACUCUUUCCUGAUGGGUCAUCUUGCCAGUCCCACAUUAGGAGUUCUUGUAACCUAAAGUCUAACUGGCUUCUGGUGCCUUCCCAUUUAAGACAUAUAGCCCAAAGGUGCUUUCUGUGCCGCGGACUGCUGGGAAGGCCAGGUCCUGUGUCCUGUCCAGCCCUGCUCCCCCAGGAAGGACAGUCCUGUUGUAGUUAUUGCUCUAUGGUCUCCUUUAGGAUAGUUGCUUUGCAGGGGAAAAAGCUAACACCAUCCCAUGAAAUGUUUUCCUUCUCCAGAAAUACAGAAAAUGGAAGUAAAAAUGACUUGUCUUCCUGAUCUGCUACUUAUGUGGAAAAUUCUGCCUAUUGGUGAGAAGGCAUUUCUGCUGUACAAGGUGAAAGUCAAUUUUUAUAACUGGCAAGACUUUGGAAUGCUUCUCUAAGGAAGUGUUACAGUUUUAAAACUAAAUCUAGGAAUAAUCAGAGUUCUCAGAAAAUGUCAUUGAUGAGCUAGCUAGAACUAGAGUAUAAAUUUUACACAUGACCUACUGUAGCAUGAAGUUAAAUGGUCUAAUUACAUCAGGCCAUUUGAGGAAUUUUCAUUAGAAAAAGUAAUGAGUAGUGAAUUGAGCUGUAGUGUUGGCCUAUAGCUUGUCUUAUAUGAUUUUUACUUUAUAGGACUUGUUCUUUUUUAUAUUUUUAUUUUCUGUCCAUUGGAGUUUUGCCUGCAAGUAUGUCUGUGUAAGGGUCUCAGAUCUUGGAGUCACAGACUUGUCCUGAAGAAGUCGGUUAUGUGAUUCUGAGAUAAAGCAUUAGCUUGCAUUCCCUGUUUUCAGUUUAGUUAAUACAUAAUGAAGAUGCCAAGAGGCAGGCCUGAGAACAAAAGGCAGAGGUAGAAAGUUUCGUAUUAGGCAUACAUAUGGCCAGCGUUGAGCUGAAAUAACUAUGUGUCACUGUGAUGAUUAACUAUGAAGAACAGGAAGACCAGGAAAGUAUCCUUUCAUUAACUUAAAAGCCAACGUAAGUGUUACAGUGAGAGCUAUUGAGCAGUAACCAGGUUUAGUAUCUAUCAAUGUAUCAAAUGCCCCCAGCCCAGACUUAGCAAGAGAAGUGGGAGAUAGACAUUUAAAAGCUCAAUUGUUUAAGAAUGCAUGGGGAAACAGAAUCUAUGUCUAGUCAGUGUUGCAAUGCGAAGAAAAAGGUGCAGCUCACUUAGUGCUUGAUGGACACCACCAGAAGCUCCUAAAAUGCCUCCUAAGGAGCCCUGUUUGGGUCAUCUAUCCCAUAUCCAAGCCACUUUCAAAUCCCCAACCCACAGAAACUGUAUGAGAUAAAUCCUCUUCAUCCCCGUUUUAAGCCACAGUGUUGGAGGUGAUUUGUUACCUGGUGAAGUAUAAUAGAUACUGUGAUGGUUAAGCACAGCUUUUCACUUGAUUGGCUUGUGAAAUGCCUAGGAGAUUAAGAAACAUGUCUAGGAGUAUGCCUGCUAAUGUAGUCCGUAGUCAGCUGAGGGAUCUGACCUAAAGAAUUACCUAAUCCUGAUGAGAUAAAAUCUGAUGCCUGUUAGGAGGUAGAGGAGCUUUGGAAGGGGCUAAGGAUACCUUCACUUCUUCCUCGGCACAGAAUGUGAAUUAUUCUACCCUCCCUGCCAUGUGGACUGAAGCGGAGCUAAAGAAAACUUGCCUCUUUCUAAAUUCUUUAUGCUAGGCAUUCUGUCGCAGCCACGAGAAAACUAACAACUCAUUCAGUAAGAGCUUAAGAAUAUUAGUAUAAAACACAGGAAAGUAUGUGUAUGCAAGUUUUGUUGAAUUUCCCCCCUCUUUCCACCUCUGUGAAUCAGAGCAUAUUAUGAGAGUUUUUUCCCUGCUUCCUCAAGACAGAACAGCAAAAACAGACAUAAGCACAAUUCCAUGACAGUUCUCCUUGGUGAGCUGGCGAGUUAAUCAGGCUAAUUGGAGAGGCUACAUAUAGGACCAUGAGUGAGACUCCAGCAGCACAUUGCCAGAAAGUCUCACCCUGCAUCGGUGGUGACGUCCCCGUAGCGGGAUGGAGUCCCUCUUCAGCCAGCUCUUCACACGCUCAAUACUCAAGUGCCUCCCGAGACCAUAAUACUACGUGCAAUUAGAACUGUAUUUGGCAGGUGCAGUAGGGAGCAAUCGGAGGGGAAUUAAGUGAGGGUACAGUGAAUCUUUUCUCCCCCUCUGAAGACAAAGAUGGCUGCUUUGCUUGGAUUAUAGUGCUCUCAACAGGAGAGCAAAGCUCUGGAGACCCGAGUAGAUCUGUCCACGGUGGGAAACAGCAAUCUAAGUGUUAAUGCUUAGGGAAUUACAUGGUGAGUGUUCUUCCCAACAGGCGUGUUAUUAGCUCAUUCUGAGAUCCUACUUCCCUGUAUCCUGUAUCCACUUUUUUUCCUUGUCAUAAGACCUUUGUGAUAAGAUGCUGAUGGGAAGCAAACCAGGACAAGUGCUGGGGCCAGGGCUGGGACACUGCUGAAGGACCUGACCAUGUUGAUGUGGGGAAGGGUGAUGGGAGGGUUGUGGGACGCUGGGCUGGAAAGUCAAGCUCAGAGCUAUGUUCUGUGAGAGCUUGAAUGCACUCAUGGGCUUAGCUUGUGACUUUGAGACUCUCUACUGUUAGUGUGCAGUUCUGCAAGUGGCAGAGGCAGAGAAGGGGGAUGGAGAAGCACCUCAGAGCUCAGGAGCAGCAUUUCUCCGUGUUCUGCGCUUUAGAUUAUGCCUCCGGGUUCCGGCUUUGAGUUGCUGUUUUUGCUUCCCUCGGUGAUGGACUGUAGACUGUAAGCCAAAUAAAGCCUUUCUUCUCCACAUUGGUUUUGGUCAGUGAU
Molecule: messenger RNA, 9758 nt
Organism: Meriones unguiculatus (Mongolian gerbil)
Lineage: Eukaryota; Metazoa; Chordata; Mammalia; Rodentia; Muridae
Gene: C2H18orf63
Product: chromosome 2 C18orf63 homolog
Exons: 13
Coding region: 1-2139 (712 amino acids)
Source: RefSeq, a predicted model, not a curated record